Molecule: messenger RNA, 1782 nt
Organism: Seminavis robusta
Lineage: Eukaryota; Bacillariophyta; Bacillariophyceae; Naviculales; Naviculaceae
Source: the annotation of a GenBank genome assembly
AUGCCUGAAGGAGCUACUAGUAUGAAACGCCGCAGCGGGAAUGACAGUAACAGUCGGGGCAGUGAGCGAUCUUUGUUUGGCGAGAGUGGAAGUGCUAGUAGUGGAAGUGCCAGUCGGCGUAGCGGUCUAUUCAAGAACAGCAAUGGCAAUGGUAGCAACAGCAACGGCAGCAUGAUGAUGAGCGUGAAUACUGCUAAUGGUACUGCUAAUGGUAGUGCUAGUAGCAGUCGACCAAGCUUCAUGAAGCGCACAAGCAAGGGACUCAAAAAGUUGGUCUGUCUGGCUGCCCCCAGAAUGAGUCACGAGUUUGAUCGGACCCCCGAAAUGGACAAGCUCAGCUACGACACGCGCAGUUACGUGGGUUCCAACAGCGUCGGUACCGGAAUGCACAACAGUUUCUGUGGAGAUGAGACUACCUAUGUGGGCAGCCAAGUCGUCGUGGAAGUUGAUGGUCCUGCUACACCACACCCAGUCCCGUGGCACACUCAAGUACUUAUCGGUGUAUUGACCGCUUUCUUUGUCGCACACUUGCCGACACUCGAAUCACUCGACCAAGUCGCCACCGUGGAAACUUUUAUCCACGCUAACUUUGAGAGUUUUCCUUUGGCACUCGUCAUUCUGGUUCGUCUCUGCUUGGCCGGAGUCAUGCUGGGAAAUGCCGCAUCUGUUUACUUGUAUGGACAGUGGGAAGCAGACACGGAUUACAUUCCCGGAUCCAAGCUACGAGUCGUCAAGCGCAUCCCCUUUCGAGGAGCUCUUACGGAAGAAGGAAACUUUUUCAGCGGAUUCAAGUGCAUUGCCACUUUCACACUCUGGUGCUGGAUUGUCGAAGGAACGGCAUUUCUACUCGCGGCCGCCAUUCCAGUCAUGCACUUUAUCCCGGGCACUUACAUCAGUCCUUGGCUAUUGCGCGUUGCCAUUGUGCUUUGGCAAGUCGGAGCAUCCGUUUCCAUUCUCGUCAGUGCCGUUGUCAAGUACGCACUAUGGCCCAUUGCACAGGAACACGGAGAAAACAUCAAACUACUCAAAGCCACGGGAGCUCUACUACAACACAACCUGAACAGCAUUGCCGCGCUUAUCGAAGUCGGUCUCUUGGGAGGAUUGCCCGUCCGAUUGUGUGACUUUGCAUUUCCCCCACUUUACGGGAUCAUCUACCUCCUAUUCACUUACGCAAUGAUGUACCGAUGGACCGAUCCCAAACAUGGACCACAAUUCUUCUACCCAUUCUUUGACACGACACUCGGAGCUGGAACCAGUUUCAGUUUGGUUGCACUCCUUGCGGUACUCUCCGCUAGCUUUGCCAUCUUUGUGGGAGCCGAACAUUUGCUCACACAUGCCGAAAAAUUCAUUGCCAUUGUUCCCGUCGCCGCCAUUUACCUACUCGCUAUUAUGGUCUGUCGGGUCAAAGAUUAAUUUUCAAAAGAGAGCAUGUAUGCAGUGACACGACAAAUUGAUUCCAGUUCCUUCCAUUCCAAAUCUACAAGAAUCAACACUGCACUCAACUUCCUUCUCCGUCGCUUUUGAUGGAUCGAUGAUCCAAUUCGAUUCGAUUCGAUUCACUGGCUGUGCUUGAAUCACGGCCACACUCAAUCAAUAUUCAAUCCUAUCCAUCCAGUCGAUCCAUCAGCAAUCUCAUGUACAGACAUACAUCUGCGUACCUGCGUGAUGCUUUCCAUAAAACAAUAAACCACUACUGUAUUGCAUUUACCAUUAUCCAUUUCGUCUUCAUGCGCUGAUAAGAGUAGAGAUGGUAGACUAGCUAGUUGUGGAACACGCGUAUUG